AUGCUGAAGGAGAGCUCAGCCCUAUCCAGUGGGGACGAGUCACCGAGGGAGCCUCCAGACAAUAUUGACUACUGGUGCACCUCCGAGAGCAAGGAGCUGAUACCCUGUGCUGCUGCUGACAGUUCCCUGCCACAGCUUGCCCCUCCUGACCUGCUUAAGCCUUACCAGCUUCUGCAGUGUGACAAGACCUUCAGCCAUAGCUCCAACUUGAAGAGCCAGGAAGGUGGCCACAGCGUCAGGAAGCAGUUCCAAUGUCCACACUGCAACCAGUGCCUGAGCUGGCGCUCGGAAUUGAUAUGCCAUCUGCGCACACACAGCGGGGAGCGGCCUUUCGUGUGCGAGCUGUGCGGGAAGGCCUUUGGCUGCAGCUCCGAUUUCUUGUACCACCAUUGCACACACACUGGUGAACAGCCAUUUCUGUGCCUCGAGUGCUCACAGAGCUUCAGGAGCAGCUCGGAGCUGGCCAGGCACCGGCAGAUGCACAAGGGUGAACGGCCCUUCAUUUGUGCUGAUUGUGGUCACGGUUUCAGCCGCAGUUCACUGCUGCUCAUUCACCAGCGCAUCCACACUGGGGAGCUGCCCUACCGCUGCAGCGACUGUGGCAAGUGCUUCCGCAUCGCCCAAGGCUUGGCUAAGCACCGGCGCAUCCACACUGGCGAGAAGCCCUUCAAGUGCCUGUUUUGUAACAAAUGUUUUACUAAUAGCGCCAACCUCGUCACGCAUCGGCGAGUCCACACUGGCGAGAAGCCCUACGAAUGUCCUGAUUGUGGCAAGCGUUUCAGACAGAGCACACACCUCGUUGCCCACCAGAGGGCGCACACGGGCGAACUCCUCUACAGCUGUGGCAGCUGUGGCAAGGGCUUCGGCAGCCGCGCCUGCUUCCUCCGGCACUGCCAGAACCACGAUCGGGAGGGAGAAGUCAGUGGGUGGGAAGAGUUUCAGUCAGAAGAACAACCUAAUGAUGCACCCUUAACUGCACAAGAUUGA
Messenger RNA from Elephantulus edwardii (Cape elephant shrew), 987 nucleotides. RefSeq names its product zinc finger protein 180-like. Bases 1 to 987 code for a protein of 328 amino acids. The record is from RefSeq and is a predicted model, not a curated record. Gene Ontology annotation, cellular component: nucleus. The transcript has a single exon. Gene Ontology annotation, molecular function: RNA polymerase II cis-regulatory region sequence-specific DNA binding; DNA-binding transcription activator activity, RNA polymerase II-specific. NCBI's taxonomy places the organism in Eukaryota, Metazoa, Chordata, Mammalia, Macroscelidea, Macroscelididae. Gene Ontology annotation, biological process: regulation of transcription by RNA polymerase II.